Messenger RNA from Notothenia coriiceps (black rockcod), 1393 nucleotides. RefSeq names its product probable G-protein coupled receptor 21. Bases 326 to 1393 code for a protein of 355 amino acids. Gene Ontology annotation, biological process: G protein-coupled receptor signaling pathway. Gene Ontology annotation, molecular function: G protein-coupled receptor activity. The record is from RefSeq and is a predicted model, not a curated record. Gene Ontology annotation, cellular component: membrane. The transcript has a single exon. NCBI's taxonomy places the organism in Eukaryota, Metazoa, Chordata, Actinopteri, Perciformes, Nototheniidae.
AUGAUAAACAGCUGCGAGGCGAGGAUGGUUAGCACUGCAGCAUCAGACUGUUGUUCUACGUUGGGGUUUUUGUUUGCUUCUCGAGGGUCCACACAUAUAUCACAACUUAAAGCAGAAGCAGUGGAACCUGGUUGCAUUUUUCAUACACAAUGGAUUACUGUUACUUUAAGGACGGGCCACUAAGGGAAGAAAGAUCCUGAUUUAGGGAUAACAGGAGCACCGGAUGAACAACUUCAAGAUUGGAAAAGAGACUUUAUGGACAGGUCAAUGGCUACGUUGAGCUGAAACCGCCCCCCUUCUACUCCCUGCCCGCUCCAGUCCAAACAUGAACUCUUCUUCUGAUGCGAACCAAAGUGGUUCUCCCCCGUUCUGCCUGCUGGGCUCCGUGGGUUACUCCCGCAGCCUGGAUACCUGCGUGCUGGAGGUGGUCAUCAUCCUUUUCCUCACUGUGCUCAUCAUUGCUGGCAACCUGGUGGUGAUCUUCGUCUUCCACUGCGCCCCAUUGCUGCACCACCACACCACCAGCCACUUCAUCCAGACCAUGGCGUACGCCGACCUGCUGGUGGGGGUCAGCUGCCUGGUGCCCUCGCUGUCCCUCCUCCACUACCUCCGAGGCCUGAAUGAGGAGCUCACCUGCAAGGCCUUUGGCUACAUGGUUUCUGUGCUGAAGAGCGUCUCCAUGGCCUCGCUUGCGUGUAUCAGCGUGGACCGCUACAUCGCCAUCACCCGUCCACUGUCCUACGCAACAUUGGUGACGCCAUGCCGACUGAGAGUGUGCAUCGUCCUGAUCUGGGUUUACUCUGCUCUGAUCUUCUUGCCAUCCUUCUUUGGCUGGGGGAAGCCAGGAUACCAUGGGGACAUAUUUCAGUGGUGCGCAGACUCUUGGAAGACCAACCCAGGGUUCAGCACCUUCAUCGCGGCGCUGCUCUACGCACCAGCAGCGCUCACCGUCUGCUUCACCUACGGGAGUAUAUUCCGGAUAUGCAGGCAGCACACAAGAGAGAUCACCCAACGGCAUGCCCGCUUCAGCUCGCAGGUGGAGGGCGAUAAAGGCGAGCGGGGGGAGCGGUGUGAAGGGUGCCCGGACAAACGCUACGCCAUGGUGCUGUUCCGCAUCACCAGCGUCUUCUACGUGCUGUGGAUGCCGUACAUCCUUUACUUCCUCUUGGAGAGUGCUGGGCUGUAUCACCAUAAGGUGGCAUCCUUCCUUACAACAUGGUUGGCAAUAAGCAACAGCUUCUGUAACUGUCUCAUCUACAGCCUCUCAAACAGCGUCUUCCGGAAAGGUCUGGGCCGCCUCUUUAGCCCGUUGUUCCCCUCCUGUCUCGGCUGCAUGGAGGCCAAAAAGGCGCCAGUUAUUGGCCCCCGGGCAAACACCCGAUGUCAAGUGUGA